Molecule: messenger RNA, 252 nt
Organism: Caenorhabditis remanei
Lineage: Eukaryota; Metazoa; Nematoda; Chromadorea; Rhabditida; Rhabditidae
Exons: 2
Coding region: 1-252 (83 amino acids)
Source: RefSeq, a predicted model, not a curated record
AUGGCUCGAUAUGGCCUAGAAGAUAUUGGAAUGGAUGAUGAACUGGGACAGAUACCUCCCACACCACGUCGUGUCACGAUCGACGAGGACCGCAUCCGCCGCAAUCGUCGGGAUUCUGAUGACACCUCACCAUCAGCCACGGAACUUAUCAAUAUUCCUAGGAGGUUGUUGGUUCAGAUGAAAGUUCGGAGGAAGAGUCGGAAGAUUCUGAAAAUGAAGAAAGAGAAGGCAGUGAAGGGGAAUCGUCAGUAG